Pseudo-nitzschia multistriata is the source of this 2407-nucleotide messenger RNA. Lineage: Eukaryota; Bacillariophyta; Bacillariophyceae; Bacillariales; Bacillariaceae. The record is from the annotation of a GenBank genome assembly.
CAUUCGACAUGAACGAAGUGAUGGUAAGUUAUUUUGGUUUUAGCUGUCAUUUUUGAUCUUGGCUAAGUGCAGAGUUCUAACACGAGGUUCACUCUCUUUUGGUAGAUAUUCCUGACAUGAUUAACCGAGACUUCUAUGCUUACAGCGGUGAUGAGCUACCGCAAGCAGAAUUCGAGACUCGAUUCGAAAGUUUUCAAGGCCAGAACAAUAACGUUCGUGCUAGAUAUGUUUCCUCUGAUUUUAUCAGAGAUUCGCUGAACGAAAUGGCGACCCUUGAGUCAAUUUUUGUCAAGGAAGAAAGAUCAGAUGGUAGCUUUUCGUCGAUGACAAUAGACGACGAGAAGACGGAAUCGGAACCUACGAGCUUUAAUGCCGUCGUUGAUCUUUGUGGAAUCUUCAAGCGAUCGUCUAUUCAGGAUGUUUGCGCUUGCAUUCGGCAUCAUUACGGGCCUGAUCGCUUCCAUUACCUGUAUCACAUCGAUCAGUCAGAUAACAGCGACCGUGUACUCUGUAUCAAAACAGGGAACGAUGUGCAGUAUGACGAAGAAUUUUACAAGCACCUUUGCAAGACCUACGGCGCCGAUUUAAGAAACCACAUAUUCUUUUUUGUCGAUAACCGUAAUGUUAUUGGUAAGGAUAUUCCUUUCCAACUCGAUUAUCAACGCCAAUAUGAUAAGGGUCUUUUUAUGAAGAGUAUCGUUAUCGCGCACGACGUCGAUGAUUUCAGUAAGAUAUGGCAAGCAAUGGGACGUUCUCGCACAAUGAAUCGAACAUAUUUCACUAUUUACAAGAGCGAUAUUCCUGACGGAAUGGACGGCGAAGGAGGAGCAACCAACAACAUUAGAGAAUUGGAAUUGACUCGACUGCUUUAUGUCACAAAUUGUGACCGGAAGAUGGCAGGCAAUAUCUCGUCUAUCUAUCUAACACUUAUCGCCCUCUUUAACCUAUCCCUCGGAUCUUUUUAUCACAAGGAUGAAAUUGUCAACACCUUCCUAGAAAAGAUGGAAAUGAGGAUUGCGAAAAGCGUAUCAAACCUAGAAGAGCAGCUCGUGCAUAAUGUCCUCGGAAAGCCCGUUCUUUCCCAUAUACUACAAAAUAUCCUCGUUGAUAAGUUCAAUAAAAGUCCAAACAAAGCGGUGUCAGGUUGCAGCAGAAGACUCCAAAGUGAUGUUCUUGAAAAUAUUUUACGCCAAAUUGUGAACCAAAAGUUUGAGCAGCGAGUAUCUUCAGGUGACGUAUAUGAUCAACUUAUACUUUUUCUCUCGGGUGAGCAGCAAAGCCUCAUGGAGAUAAGCUACACAAAACAACAGCAGAAACAAAAACAACGCCAGCAAAAUAAGAACCAAGACAGCGACGCAAUGGGAAUAUUCAACGAAAGGCAUCAGCUCCCUUUGAGUUUCACUACUACUGACUACUUCCACUGUACUCUCAGUGCAAGGAAGGACAAGACAAAACAUAUUUUGAACCAACCGAUACCCGUUCCGAUACUCUCAGUUGCAUACAAACUGGGCAACUGCAAGGGCGCAAUCAAUGUGUAUCCUACAUUGCAGUUCCUAUACUCACACCACAUACACCAAGAAUAUAUCAGUGACGAAGUCAAGAGUGCAGCUACCGAUUUCAAAAAUUCUAGCGCUAAGGAAUCUUUUGAAAUGUUCUGCGAGAAAGCUGAAAAGGAUUACAUAAAAUCAAAUUCUUCUGAUACACACGAGAAGUCGCCGUCGUCUAACAUUAUUGAGGGUGAACUAUACCAGAUUGAUGUGAAAACUAAUUUUGUUGGUCCGAGCCCUCAAUAUACGAUUGCCGCUUUAAGACAGGGGGUGUACGUUAUUGGUAUGAAGGAUCAAUUUAAUGUUCACGACAUCGAAACAAAUCUUAUGCAAAAGCGUGUCCAAUACGUUAUGGACGAAAUGGGAUUUGUUCUAUUCGAUCGUACUGGAAACAAGAAUGUUGAUACUUUUGGUCCAUACUUCGUCGAGCAGUACAUGAUAAUGGACAUUCUAUCAAAACAAGAGGUUGCCCAAAAUGUUCUUGAUUACUACUCUAAACAAAAGGAUACAAUUCAACGAGGACUUGACAGCUACACCGAGAAACAAGGUAAAGGUUUUGUCUGCUGGCGCUUCCUUAUCAACGAGACGGCAAAGGCCAUGGCCAAAGAACCAAAACUCUGUGGCGACGGAGAUGAUGUCAUGGAUACCAACGAUAAUGAGAACGACAUCGACACAAUGCCCAGUGGGAGUAAGCGUCGACGUUCGAAUAGCAAUGAAACUGGUGAUUUCUCAUUAUAGUUGACGUUGUUCGGAAUUGACGGAUUAUAAUUUGAAAGCAAAGUUUUCCGUCGUUUAUACCGGUUGGAAAGCCAUACACGAAUACUUAAAGAAGUGCACAGCGAUAAAAUGAUAACCAAACG